AUGGACGUGGUAGAUGAGACUGAGGCGCUACAGAGGUUUUUUGAAGACUCCAGAGUGAACGAGCUCAGAGUGAAUCAGGAGAAACACAGAGUUCAGCUCAGGUUCAACCAGAAUAUGAACGUUCAGGUUGAGGAGGUUGAGGAGGUUGAGGAGGUUGAGGAGGUUGAGGAGGUUGAGGAGGUUGAGGAGGUUGAGGAGGUUGAGGAGGUUGAGGAGGUUGAGGUGGUUGAGGAGGUUGAGGAGUUGAGGAGGUUUUCCUCAGGUCAUGAUAUCAGCAGCUCUCUGGAGCCGACCAACAUCGACACGAGCAUCCUGGAAGAAUACAUCAGCAAAGAGGACGACUGCGCAGACAUCUGCUUCGCUGAGGUGCACAGUGGCCCCGGAGCUCAGUACCCGUCUCCCCAGGCAGGCGUCUCCUCUGGGGGUCUGCUGUGCCCGGCCGUGAGCCCCCCGGUGCCCCUCCGCCACGCGCCCGCCAACCCCUGCCCCGCCUACGCCCAGGCCCCGCCCCCGCACCGCCACAACUACCCCUGCCCCGCCAACCCCUGCCCCGCCCCCUGCCCCGCCCCCUGCCCCGCCCUCGGCCCGCAGCAGGCGCCCGUCAAGACUGAGCACCGCGGCCCCUACGCCCCGGGGACACUCCCAGAGUCGCCUCCAGACUCCAGCUCAGAGCCGUAUUCUCCUCAACAGGUGAACGAUCCUCACCUGAUCCGGACCAUGACCCCGGAGAACAUGUGCCACCUGUCCCCGCCCCCGCCCCUCCCCCCUGGGCACUUUCCCAGCAUGCAGCGGGACCUGCAGCGGGACCUGCAGCGGGACCUGUUCCUGAAGCCCGAGCCCCUGAUCUCACAGUUCCCCCUGGGCCCCACCACCAGCUCCGGGGACAUGGGCCACAUGCUGCACCACAUCAUGCACCACCCGCAGGGGCCCGAUGGAAUUCCAUCUCAUCAGGCCAAGAAGAGGAAGCACUCGGACUCUCCCAACAGCACCCUCAAUUCCAAUCUGCUCACAGGUAUCAUCAAACAGGAACCAGGCCUGAUGCAGGACUCGGACAGCGCGUACCUCGACCCGAACUACCAGUGCAUCAAGUGGCAGCCGCACCAGCAGAACAAGUGGAGCCCGCUGUACGACGCCGACUGCAAAGAACUGCCGAUGCCCACGUACCGCGUGGACGCAGACAAAGGCUUUAACUUCUCUCUCGCCGACGACGCCUUCGUCUGUCAGAAGAAGAACCACUUCCAGGUGACGGUGUACGUCGGCAUGCUGGGAGACGCCAAGUACAUCAAGACACACGACGGGCUGCAGCCGAUCGAGUGCUUCUACCUCAAACUCAACGGGGUCAAGGUGGAGGCCAUGAACCAGUCCAUCAGUGUGGAACAGUCUCAGUCUGACCGCAGUAAAAGGCCCUUCAAACCUGUACUGGUCACUCUGCCCCCGGAGCAGGUCACCAAGGUCACAGUGGGACGACUGCACUUCAGUGAGACCACGGCCAACAACAUGAGGAAGAAAGGCAAACCCAACCCCGACCAGAGGUACUUCAUGCUGGUGGUGGCGCUGCAGGCUCAGUCUCUUUCUCAGAGUUUCACGGUGGCGGCUCACGUGUCCGAGAGGAUCAUCGUCAGGGUAACAUCCUUGCAUGCUUCAAACCCGGGUCAGUUUGAGAGCGACUCGGAGGUGCUGUGGCAGAGGGGGCAGGUGCCAGACUCCGUGUACCAUCACGGCCGCGUGGGCAUCAACACCGACCGGCCCGACGAGGCGCUGGUCAUCCACGGAAACAUGAAGGUCAUGGGGUCACUGGUGCACCCGUCUGACCUGCGCGCCAAGGAGAACGUCCAGGAGGUGGACACCACAGAUAACUUAAAGCGGAUCUCUCAGAUGAGGCUGGUCCAUUAUCAGUACAAACCUGAGUUUGCUGCGACUGUGGGGAUCGAGAACACUGCAGAGACGGGAGUCAUAGCUCAAGAGGUCCAGAAGAUCCUCCCUGAAGCAGUGAAGGAGGGAGGGGACGUGGUCUGUGCCAAUGGGGAGACCAUCCCAAAUCUGCUGGUCGUCAACAAGGAGCGUAUCUUCAUGGAGAACGUGGGCGCCGUGAAGGAGCUGUGUAAACUCACAGAUAACCUGGAGACGCGCAUCGACGAGCUGGAGCGAUGGAGCCGGAAACUGGCCAAACUCCGACGCCUGGACAGCAUGAAGAGCACCGUGAGCGGAGGAACCACCAGCCAAGCGGGGAGUUACUUCAGCCGGACGGGGAGCGGCCCCCUGAGGAAGAAAAGCACCAAACCCGGCACCAAGAGCCCAGCUGCAGACCAGGGCUGCUUCAGCCAAAGGUUCAUGCAGGGGACCAUCCUGGCCCUGGUGGUGGUGAUGGCCUUCAGCGUCAUCUCCAUGUCUGUGCUGUACGUGCUGACCCUUCACCACAAAGGAGAGGUCACAGAGAGAGACGGCCUGGUUCCUCCUUGUGUAGUUUUCAUUUCCCGGACUCCGCUCUUCACGGCCUCUCUGCAUCUCUGUCCAUCUGUCUGUCCUUGGACCAAAAGUGCCCUGGGGAUCUUCCGUAAAAGCACCUUUGCUCCUCUGUCCACCUCCCCAGCUCCAGCUUCAUCUGUGACAAAUCAAACCACAACAGUCAUAAUACCGAGCACCAACCAAUCUACCACAGAAGUGGACGUCCUGCUGCCCACUCAAAGCUCCAUCAUGAAAAAGGCAAAGUCCAGACCCAUCGAUAAAGACGGACACAGAAACCGCCUGAGUCACACUUCGCCUCCAUUUUACUUCCCCAAGUCCAAGAAGAGCCCCGACCAGCAGGGGGCAGGAGCCAACCACCUGCCCCAGGGCCAGCAGCCGGGCAGCAGCAGGAGACAGCGCAGUGUGCCCCCCGCUGGUGAGUCUGCUCCCACACUGAUCUCCGUGCACAUCCCAGAGACAAACCAGACCGUCCCAGUGCACGAGUGUGUGAGCGUGAACAGCUGCAGAUUCACAGUGUCACUGAGCGAGAGCAGAAACUCACACGUUUCCAAAAUCACAUUAAAUCUGAGGUUUGUGAGCAGUGUGUGGCUGCGUCCGUGUGCACAGGACACAGAACGUUCUGAGUCUGAGGACAGAGCUCAACUCACAAGGACAAAGAGCGACGUCCACCUGCUGCCUGUGCCCCUGACACACUCAGGUGCCACCCUCCACCUCCGAGCCUCUGCCACUGGUGAAGUUCUCUGUUCUUCUGAUGGAGACGCCGCCUCCACAGAUUUCUUCUUCCGCCUCCGGAGCAGCUCUGCCUGA
Messenger RNA from Boleophthalmus pectinirostris (great blue-spotted mudskipper), 3273 nucleotides. It is a transcript of the gene myrf, whose product is annotated as myelin regulatory factor. Gene Ontology annotation, cellular component: nucleus; endoplasmic reticulum membrane. The record is from RefSeq and is a predicted model, not a curated record. Gene Ontology annotation, biological process: protein autoprocessing; central nervous system myelin maintenance; positive regulation of DNA-templated transcription. NCBI's taxonomy places the organism in Eukaryota, Metazoa, Chordata, Actinopteri, Gobiiformes, Gobiidae. Bases 1 to 3273 code for a protein of 1090 amino acids. The transcript is spliced from 30 exons. Gene Ontology annotation, molecular function: sequence-specific DNA binding; DNA-binding transcription factor activity.